Molecule: messenger RNA, 1997 nt
Organism: Manihot esculenta (cassava)
Lineage: Eukaryota; Viridiplantae; Streptophyta; Magnoliopsida; Malpighiales; Euphorbiaceae
Product: zinc finger protein ZAT5
Exons: 1
Coding region: 134-1108 (324 amino acids)
Source: RefSeq, a predicted model, not a curated record
UUAUUUUUGUAUUUUGUGUAUGUAUGUACAGCCCCACUUCCCAAUAACCCUCCUUGCUUCCUCCUACACCUUACCUAUCUUCUCUCCCUCUUUCUCUCUUCCUCUCUCACAUUUUCAGGUGGUGUAGGGACCUAUGGAAGCUCAAGAGGAAGCCACCGCCACCGCCGUCGUAAAGGGCAAAAGAACCAAACGACAAAGGCUUCAAUCACCUGUCCCUUUCGCCAAUCUAACCGCCCAUUCCUCCAGCAGCGAAGGAGAUGGAGACGGUGAUGGAGAUGUGCAGUUUACUAAUGGAAAGAUUUCCACAAACGUAUCACCAACCACUUCUCAAGAAUUUCAAGAUAGCACAGAAGAGGAAGAAGAUAUGGCUAAUUGCCUUAUUCUCCUUGCUCAAGGCCAUAGUAAUAAUAAUAACAAGCAAGAUAACAAUGAAGUUGCCGGAGUUUACAGCCCCACCAUCACCGCCGCCGCCGCCACCACUACCUCCAAAUUCAAUAGUAGAAGGUUCUUGGAAACUGGCUGUCCGGGUUCCGGCAAAGUGGGAUACUAUGUUUAUGAAUGCAAGACUUGUAACAGAGCAUUCCCAUCUUUCCAAGCAUUGGGUGGCCAUAGGGCAAGUCACAAGAAGCCUAAGAAUGAUGAAAAGAAGCAGUUUGCGAUAUUUUCCGAUGAAGAAGACGGACACUUGAGAGAUAUUUCUUCACUUUCUCUUCAAUUGAGCAAUAAUAAUAGCAAUAAUAAUAGAGGUAUGUACAGCAGUAGCAAUCAAAACAAGAACAAGAUUCAUGAGUGUUCCAUUUGUGGUGCGGAGUUCACCUCCGGCCAAGCCUUGGGGGGCCAUAUGAGGCGGCACCGGACACCUAUAGGAGCUAAUAGUAGCACAACUUUGUUAUUACCACAUGUGGGUGUAGAAUCUGAGGAACCCAAGAAAGCAAGAAACCAACUUUCCUUGGAUUUAGAUCUCAAUCUUCCAGCACCAGAAGAUGAAAUAUUCUCCAUUGCUUCCAAGCAACAAAAACAACCCAAAACGCAGCAGCAGCAGCAGCAGCAGCAACAGAAGCCAUCUCUUGUCUUCUCUCGCCCAGCUUUGGUGGAUUGUCAUUACUAAUGGAGGUUUUUUUUUUUUCACACUUGAUUGAUCUCAAAUUCUUUUUUGUAGAAUACAAAGGAUUAUAAUUAAGAUUCUUUUUAUUCUUUCCACCUUUACAUCUUGAUCAAAUUAAGCUUACAUAUAUAUGAUGGAGUUUUAUGAAUUCUUUGUAAAAUUUGUAGCUACUUAUUUGUAUUUCUCUAUUUCAUGAAAAUUUCAUGAUGGGUAUCUUUAUUUUCUUAUCUUUAUGGUUUUUUUUUCCUUUUUAUGAAAAUAUUCAAGUUUUGAUCACCACUAAGACAAGCAACAAAAGCCUGUGGCUUAGGUUUCAUUGUUUCAUUUACAAGAAUGCCUAUUUCUUUCUCUCACUAUCUCUAUCACACACAUGUACACAUGUUUUGGUAAGAAGAAUAGAAUAAAAGCACAAAGGAAAGCCUGCAAGUAACUGCAUUUCUCAUAUGAAGCCACCUUUUGUCUCUUCUCUUUUAUCUUAAAAUAACAAAUUGCUUUCAGAAAAAGUUGCUAAAUUUAUUUACUAUUUUUGUUCUUUUCUUUGCUUGGUCCACCUCUCUCUUGUAGUUAGUUAGUCGUCUACUCAAUCAACCUAAUCACUGUCUCUAUCAGCAAUCAUCCACUGCUUCUUCACCCACAUAUCUUAACAUGGAUGCUCAAGCACAACCAUUGUCUUCUAAAUUUCAGAUAUGGCUCCCUUCUACUACAUGGGUUAUGGGUGCAUUCAAUGCUGGCUACCAAAUUAAUUAGAUAUUAUAAAACAAAGCCUGAGGCUGAGGCAUAAUUAAGCAUCGUAUAGUCAGAAGGGUGGCGAUGAUAUCCAGUAAUGCAGACAAACAGCUAGCCUUAACUGUAGCAAACCCUCGUCCAUGUAAAUUAUGGCAAUUUUUAAAGC